AUGCAGAACCCCGGGAAGGAACACCUGUACAAGGUGUUGGUGAUCGGGGACUUGGGUGUAGGGAAGACCUCCAUCAUUAAGCGGUAUGUCCAUCAGACGUACUCCACCAACUACCGCGCCACCAUUGGCGUGGAUUUCGCCCUGAAGGUCCUGAACUGGGACUCUGAGACCGUACGGCUACAACUUUGGGACAUCGCCGGUCAAGAGCGGUUUGGGAACAUGACCCGUGUGUACUACCGAGAGGCCAUGGGGGCGUUCAUCGUGUUUGACGUGACACGGCCGACUACCUUCGAAGCCAUCUCCAAGUGGAAGGAGGACCUGGACUCUAAACUCAUGCUGACCAACAGAGAGAGCAUCGCCACGGUCCUAUUGGCUAAUAAAUGUGACCAUGGGCGGGAGGUUCUGACCAAUAACGGCGUGAAGAUGGACCAGUUCUGUAAAGACAACGGCUUUGUGGGCUGGUUCGAGACCUCAGCCAAGGAGAAUACCAACAUCAGCGAGGCCGCGAACUUCCUGGUGAAACACAUCAUGGCUACAGAGAAUGAUUUCCUAAAGUCAGUGGUCCCAGACACCAUCUCUCCAAAACUAAAUGACUCACAACCUGGGAACUGCUCUGCCUGCUACAAACCAUAG
This is a messenger RNA of Salvelinus namaycush (lake trout), 633 nucleotides long. It is a transcript of the gene rab38b, whose product is annotated as RAB38b, member of RAS oncogene family. Gene Ontology annotation, biological process: endosome to lysosome transport; phagosome-lysosome fusion. The coding region runs from base 1 to 633 and encodes 210 amino acids. Gene Ontology annotation, cellular component: lysosome; Golgi apparatus; late endosome. The transcript is spliced from 5 exons. The record is from RefSeq and is a predicted model, not a curated record. Gene Ontology annotation, molecular function: GTP binding; GTPase activity. NCBI's taxonomy places the organism in Eukaryota, Metazoa, Chordata, Actinopteri, Salmoniformes, Salmonidae.